Messenger RNA from Orycteropus afer afer, 4188 nucleotides. It is a transcript of the gene IFT140, whose product is annotated as intraflagellar transport 140. Lineage: Eukaryota; Metazoa; Chordata; Mammalia; Tubulidentata; Orycteropodidae. Gene Ontology annotation, molecular function: protein binding. Gene Ontology annotation, biological process: intraciliary retrograde transport. The record is from RefSeq and is a predicted model, not a curated record. The transcript is spliced from 28 exons. Gene Ontology annotation, cellular component: ciliary basal body; axoneme; intraciliary transport particle A.
AUGGCCCUCUACGUUGAUCACCGCAUAGAAGCCCCCGACUCAACCGGCUCACCUUCCCACAUGAGCUGGCACCCUGUCCACCCCUUGCUGGCGGUGGCCUCGGUCAGCGCCAUCUCGGGAGGUGGCGUGGGCAUCUACCUGGAGCAAGGAGAGCAUGUACCCGACACGCACAUCGAGCGACCGAGCCGAGUGACAUCCCUCUGCUGGCACCCGACGCGGCUGGUCCUGGCCAUCGGCUGGGAGACGGGGGAGGUGAUCACGUUCAACAAGCAGGACAAGGAGCAGCACACUGUGCCCCUGAUGCACGACACUGAGGUCACCGUCCUCUCCUGGAGCCCCAGCGGGACCUGCCUGGUGUCCGGGGACAGUCUCGGGGUGCUGCUGCUGUGGCGGCUGGACCAACGAGGCCGGGCACAAGGGACCCCAUUGCUGAAACAGGAGUAUGAACAGCACCUGACACACUGCAUCUUCCGGCUGCCCCCUCCUGGCGAGGACCUGGUGCAGUUGGCCAAGGCCGCCGUGAGUGGUGAUGAGAAGGCACUGGACAUGUUCAACUGGAGGAAGAGCAGCUUUGGAAGCUUCCUGAGAACAGGGCCUCAGAAGGGGCUGUCGUUCUUCAUCAGCUUGGUGGAUGGUACCGUGCAUUUCGUGGAUGAGAGGGGUAAGACGGUCUGUGUGGCGUCCGCCGACGGUCCUGUCCAGACGCUGUUCUACAUAGAGAAGAGGGAGGCGCUGGUGGUGGUGACAGAGACCCUGGUCCUGUCUCUGUCCACGGUGACGUCUGAAGGCGAGGCCCAGGAGGUCAUGAAGGUCAAGCUGAGUGGGAAGACAGGCUGCCGGGCCGACAUCGCUCUCAUUGAGGGCAGCCUGCUGGUCAUGGCCAUUGGGGAGACAGUGCUCAGGUUUUGGGACUUAGAACGAGGCGAGCACUACAUCCUGAGUCCAGAGGAGAAGUUUGGUUUUGAAAAAGGAGAGAAUCUGAACUGUGUCUCCUACUGCAAAGCCAAAGGUCUCCUGGCAGCCGGCACCGACAGAGGGCGUGUCACCAUGUGGCGGAAAGCACCAGGCCCCCAGAGCAGCCAUGGGGCAGAGGGCAAGGACGAGUGGGCCCUGCAGACCCCGACCGAGCUGGAAGGGAACAUCACAGAGAUCAAGGACGCUGUUGCCGUCUGGAACGGGAAGCAGGUGAUGGUCUUUGAGCCUUUGGGAGCCACGCUGCGAAACGCGGGCACCUUCCUGUGCGAGUCCCCAGUGUUGGCCAUGCACGAGGAGAGCCUCUACACUGUGGAGCCAAACCGGGUCCAAGUGCGCACCUGGCAGGGCACCGUCAAGCAGCUCCUGCUCUUCUCCGAGGCCGAGGGCAGCCCCUGCUUCCUGGACGUGUGUGGGAGCUACCUGGUCGUGGGGACAGACACGGCUCACUUCAAAACCUUCAAUCUUUCCCGAAGAGAGGCCAAGGUGCACUGCAGCUGCAAGAACCUGGCCGAGCUGCUCCCGGGCGCUGGGGGCAUCGCCUCUCUGCGCUGUAACGCCAAUGGGAACAAGAUCAGCCUCCUCCUCACCAAGGCCGAUGGCAGCCCUGACUCCAGGAUCUGCUUCUAUGACGUGGAACUAGACACAGUGACCACCAUGGACGUCGGGACCGGGGAGGUCAACCAGCGAGAGAUACUGUCCUUUAAUGGGCAAGGGACCAGGUAGACCAGCAUCUCUGUGGACGAGAACCUGGUGAACCGUGUCCCUGUGAGUCACUUCUGGGCCCAGACUGAGCCACGGCUGUUUGUGUGUGAGCUUGUCCCCGAGGUGCCCAGGACCCAGCUGCCGUCUGCAGAGAGACAGUUCCCCACCGAUGAGGACACCGACCCUAUGGCGGAUUGCACGGUGCUGUCAUUCUUCGUCUCCGACGAGCACGGCCUCCUGCUGCAGGACAGCUUCCCCCGGCCGGCCGCCUUCCAGACGCUCCUGGGCAUCGAGGUGCCCCACUACUACUUCGCAAGAAAGCCUGGGGAAGUGGACAAGGAGGACCAUGCGGACACUGCCCAUCACCAGACCCCCCAGAUGGUGGGCAGGAGGCCCCUCCGAGAUUUCGUGGGGCUCGAGGACUGCGACCGGCCCACGAGGGACGCCAUGCUCAACUUCAGCUUCUUCAUUGCCGUCGGGGACAUGGACGAGGCCUUCAGAUCCAUCAAGUUCAUCAAGAGCGAGGCCGUCUGGGAGAACAUGGCACGUAUGUGUGUGAAGACCCAGCGGCUGGAUGUGGCCCGCGUGUGCCUGGGGAACAUGGGCCAUGCCCGUGGAGCGCGUGCCCUGAGGGAGGCUGAGCAGGAACCCGAGAUGGAGGCCCGUGUGGCCAUGCUGGCCGUGCAGCUGGGCAUGCUGGAGGAUGCUGAGCGGCUUUACAAGAAGUGCAGACGCUACGACCUCCUCAACAGGUUCUACCAGGCUGCGGGCCAGUGGCAGAAGGCCAUAGACGUGGCCGAGCAGCACGACCGUGUGCACCUGCGCACCACCUACUACAACUACGCCAGGCACCUGGAGGCCAGCUCCGACUGCAGCCUCGCCCUCAGCUACUACGAGAAGUCAGACACCCACCGCUUCGAGGCUCCCCGGAUGCUGGCAGAUGACCUGCAGUCCCUGGAACUGUACAUCAACAAAAUGCAGGACAGGACCCUGUGGCGGUGGUGGGCGCAGUACCUGGAGAGCCAGGGAGAGAUGGAGGUGGCCCUGCACUACUACGAGCUGGCGCAGGACCACUUCUCCCUAGUGCGCAUCCACUGCUUCCAGGGCAACGCCCAAAAGGCAGCCGAGAUCGCCAACGAGACGGGAAACUGGGCAGCGGCCUACCACCUGGCGAGGCAGUGUGAGAGUCAGGAGGAAGUGCUGCAGGCCGUGCACUUCUACACGCGUGCGCAGGCCUUCAACAACGCCAUCCGUCUCUGCAAGGAGAACGGCCUGGAUGAGCAGCUCAUGAACCUGGCCCUGCUGAGCUCCUCAGAGGACAUGACCGAGGCAGCACGCUACUACGAGGGGAAGGGGGAGCAGAUGGACCGGGCGGUCCUGCUGUACCACAAGGCCGGUCACCUCUCCAAGGCCCUGGAGCUGGCCUUCGUCACCCAGCAGUUUGUGGCCCUGCAGCUCAUUGCUGAGGACUUGGACGAGAACUCAGAUCCUGCACUGCUGGCCCGCUGCUCGGACUUCUUCAUUGAGCACGGCCAGUACGAGAAGGCCGUGGAGCUGCUCCUGGCUGCCAAGAAGUACCAGGAGGCCCUGGAGCUUUGCCUGGAGCAGAACAUGACAAUCACCGAAGAGAUGGCCGACAAGAUGACCGUCCCCAAAGACUCCACGGAGCUGUCGGAGGCCGCGCGCCGGGAGCUGUUGGAGCAGAUUGCCGCCUGCUGCAUGCGCCAGGGCAGCUACCACCUGGCCACCAAGAAGUACACGCAGGCCGGGGACAAGCUGAAGGCCAUGAGGGCCCUGCUCAAGUCGGGGGACACGGAGAAGAUCAUGUUCUUUGCGGGCGUGUCCCGCCAGAAGGAAGUCUACAUCAUGGCAGCCAACUACCUGCAGUCGCUGGACUGGCGGAAGGAGCCAGAUAUCAUGAGGGGCAUCAUCAGCUUCUACACCAAGGGCCGUGCCCUAGACCUGCUGGCCGCCUUCUACGCCGCCUGCGCCCAGGUGGAGAUCGACGAAUACCAGAACUAUGACAAGGCCCACGGGGCGCUGACCGAGGCCUACAAGUGCCUGUCCAAGGCCAAGGCCGCAAGCCCCCUGGACCAGGAGGCCCAGCUGGCCCAGCUGCAGGCCAAGAUGGCGCUGGUGAGGAGGUUCAUCCAGGCCCGUAGGACGUACCCCGAGGACCCUAAGGAGGCCGUGCGGCAGUGCGAGCUGCUGCUGGAGGAGCCGGGCCUGGACAGCGCCGUCCGCGUCGGGGACGUCCACGCCUUCUUGGUGGAGCACUUUCUGCAGCUCGGGGAGCACCAGGCGGCCUACAAGCACCUGCAGGAGAUGCGGGAACGGCUCCCAGCGGCCCACAUGUCGUACUACGUGAGCCAGCGCACUGUUGACGCCAUACACCAGGGCCUGGGCAUCCCCCUGGCACACCUGGAGCCCGAGCGCGUCCGCCACAACAGUGCUGAGGACGCCCGCGACGGGGACGAGGAGGUGCUGGAGGAGGUGGACAGUGAGCCCUGA